Messenger RNA from Pongo pygmaeus (Bornean orangutan), 3595 nucleotides. Its product is annotated as aldo-keto reductase family 1 member C1-like. The coding region runs from base 1 to 930 and encodes 309 amino acids. The transcript is spliced from 8 exons. Gene Ontology annotation, molecular function: oxidoreductase activity. The record is from RefSeq and is a predicted model, not a curated record. NCBI's taxonomy places the organism in Eukaryota, Metazoa, Chordata, Mammalia, Primates, Hominidae.
AUGAGUUUUAACAGACUCCUUUCUGUAAAACUGAAUGAUGGAAACUUCAUGCCUAUUCUGGGGUUUGGCACUUCCGCUGCUAGGAAGGUUGCUAUGAGUAAUGUAGAAGAAGCCGUCCAGGUAGCAACUGAUGUAGGCUACCGCCAUAUUGACUCAGCUUAUUCGUACCUGAAUGAAGAAGCCAUCAGGCAGGCCAUCCGAAAGAAGAUUGCCAACGGCACUGUGAAGAGAAAAGAUAUAUUCUAUACCACAAAGGUGCUGUGUAUGGGCACCUCUUCCCACACAGAAUUGGUCCAAAGAGGCCUUGAAAUGUCACCGAAGAAACUUCAGCUGAGCUACAUGGAUCUUUACCUUUCUCAUUUCCCAGUACCUUUGCAGCCUGGGGAGGAGCUUUUGCUGAUGGAUGCACAGGGAAAGAUCAUGUUUGACACAGUGGAUCUCUGCAGCACAUGGGAGGCCCUGGAGAAGUAUAAGGAUGCAGGAUUGGCCAAGUCCAUCGGGGUGUCCAACUUCAACCGCAGGCAGCUGGAAAUGAUCCUCAACAAGCCAGGGCUCGAGCACAAGCCCGUCUGCAACCAGGUGGAAUGUCACCCUUACCUCAACCAAAGCAAACUCCUGGAGUACUGUAAGUCCAAGGACGUUGUCAUGACUGCAUAUUCUGCCUUGGGGUCUGACUCAGACAAAGACUGGGUGAAAAAAGGCAACCCAGUUCUCCAGGAGGAUCCAAUACUCAAUGCCAUUGCUGAAAAGCACAGGCGAACUCCAACCCAGGUUGCCUUGCGCUACCAGCUGCAGCGCGGGGUGGUGGUCCUGGUGAGGAGCUUCAAUGAGAAGAGAAUCAAAGAAAACUUCCAGGUUUCUGACUUCCAGCUGACACCAGCGGACAUGAAAACCAUAGAUGGCUUGAACAAGAAUAUACGCUAUUUGUAAAUGUCUAUGUGAGUAGCUUGUUUCGUUGUUGACACUAGCGAGCAGGACAGUGGGGGAAUUCAGUUGAUUUCAGUCCACAGAAGGCAGGGUUUGUUGCUUAGGAAAGUUGUUGGAAAAUAUUUUUUCUUCAGACUUCAGAUCAGACAUUUUUUUUUUUCUCCAAGCCUCACAGUUCUGCCCAGACAAGAGUGUGAGCAGAACUCAAUAUAGACUGAAGCUCCCCGUUGGGCUUUCCUAGCUCCACACUGCCUCUGUGUGUCCCUCAUCAGUAGGCUUCCCUCCAAUCUACAUGCUAAUAAUUCCAUGGUUUCUAUCUCUAACCUAGACAUUUUUCUUGGUCUCUUGUAGCCCACUGAUUUUCUUUUAAAUUAAAAUUCCCUAGAGAUAGUUCUAUUUAUUCCCACAGUUCAAACUUAAUACACUUAAAAUGAAAGCCUUCAAUGUUUUCUCUAUAUAUACUCUUUAUGGUAAUACUACACACAUCACCAUUAUGGCACAAACUUACCCCCUACAUCUAAAUAACCACCUAGUCCUGUUGACUCUAUAUUUCAACAUUUCUCAUGUUGAUUCUAAAUUUCAACAUUUCUCAUGUUUCCCUAAUUUCCAUCACAAAGCCCACCCCCUCUGAUUCAGGUUUUGAACCUGAAUCGGCUCUCUUGCAAGGCUGGCCACAGGGGUGGAUCUUCAGCUGUGGUUUCUGAACAAUGUUCAGAACUUUGCUCAGGUCUGGGGGGGUUUUCAAUAGUAAAGAGUAAGCAGGUUCGGAAAAUCAAGAAGAAAAAAGGGAACAGGCUGAGUAUCAAGCAAAUGGAGGUGAUAAUGAAAAUCCAAUGGCAGGAAAAAAGUUAUUUCCAAAGAUAGACUUUUAAUGACCCUUCAAACUUUUAGACUCUAUGAUUUUCAGAAGGCUGUAGAGAAAAAUCUGUGAGCUAUUUUUUUUCUGUUCAGUGACAUUUAGUACAUAUAUGUAUGUAAACAUCUCCAAACACGGGAAGAGCAAGCAAUCCAGUAGCUCCUGGACAGACUCCCAUCCUCCCCUGCCAACCAGCCCCUUAACUCCCUUGAGGCUAUCAUGGUCUUUGUCACUGUUAGUUCAGUCACUACAGGAGCCUAAAAUUCCUGGUUCCCAAAUAGCUCUGUGUACACCACCUCAACAUUUUUUCACUAUGCUUUCUGAAACUCCUACUAAACCACUGACAAAACUGUUUUAUCUUUGUUGUCUCCCCUAAAUGUUCUUUUCACCUUUCCCAAUAGCUGAAACCCUAUUUCUCUUGGUAGCACUGAUUCCCGUCAGCCCUCUCCAGUUGGGGCUGUUAUCCUUCCCAAGACCUUAGUAGUGCUAAGCCUGAAUAUUGAGUAGGAACUCUCUUUCUAAAAGCAUUCAGCUCUGGACUUUGUGUCAUCAGACGAACCCAGGACUACCCCUGUCCUUUGCAGUCAUCAGGGCUGCAUUCCCAGGUCUUCUCUCAUCCACCGAAGAUUUUAGUUCCUAGUGUUCAUCCUCUCCAACAGUAGACUUGUCAUAAUUUCUUUUGAUUUCAACACUACAGAGAUAGUCCUUGUAAUAAGUCUGAUCUUUCAGUUUUGUGACUUUCCUCUUCCAAUGUGUUUAUCCUUCAGUCUAACUCAGCCUAUCAAUCUAAUGGUCUCAUUCUAGACCUUGUCAUUAUGAGUUACUAUAACCAUGCCUGGAUGUCAAUUUUAAAUUCUUACACUACAGUCAUCACCUCCUACAUGUCCCGCUCCUUCUCUACAUGGCCAACUUCAACAAUCCUUUGAUUACCGCAUGAGCUAUAAUUCACUGACCGUACCACAUUUUCACUGUUACUUGACCCUCUAAUGUGCCCUCUGUCCUUCUUUGCCUACUUAAAUUCUGGGGUCAAUCAAUAUACUAACAUCCUUGCAAAUACCCUCAACCCUUGCCAUUUCUUCUAAUGUUCUUUGCUGGUUUCUCCUCAUUAGCUUGACCGCUCAGUUUUGGAAUGACUUAGAGCUCAACCUAGACCUCUUCUCCUUUCUCUAUCUACUUUAACAUUGUUAUUGAUUUCAUCUAGUCUCAUGCUUCAAAUAUCAUCUAAGUAUAGAUUCCCCAAAUCAUAUCCAGCCCAGUUCAAGGCUCUGGAGCAAGGUUUGUAUAUGUGUCUACUUGCCUCUACUUGGAUAUCUACUAUGCAUCUCCAACUUAUCAUGUCUGCAAUUGGGCUCAUAAUGGUAUCUGCAAUCCCUUCCCCAAUACACACAGACACACACACACACACACACACACCCUACGCUCAUACCAAUGUCUUUAUGAUAAAGUAACUGGCUCCUGGUAGUGCUCCCUCUUCUGUACUUCAGCCUCAGGCAUAGUAGCCACAGUGAACAGGUUAAAAAGGGUGUACACAGGAACUCCUCAAUAUGUGGGAGCCUGCCAUCUCACUCAGAGUUGAGACCAAAUUCCUUACACAGACCUACAAGGGCCAAUAGACACUCCCUCCCUUAACUCUCUGUGUCCCUGUCCUGCUAUUCUCCCCACUCUUGACUCCAAUGGAGCACCAGUGACCUUCAUGCUGUUCCUGACUGUAUUAGUCCAUUUUCACACUGCAAUAAAGACAUACUCAAGACUGGGCAAUUUACAAAAGACGGAGAGGUUUAAUGGACUUACAGUUCCAAGUGUCUGGGGAAG